UCUGACCUGUGAGAAUGGCAGGGAUGGCCCUAUGACUAGGCCACAAAGAGAAGGAAGGAGAAGGAGAGAGGAACAGCAUCUACAACGUGCAUCCCAAGAGAGCAUCGAUUUGGAAAUGGUCUAAAACACUACUGGAUUAAAGACUCAUCUGUUCAAGUCCAAGUGUAGUCAUGCAGGAGAAUCCAGGCUCUAUAGGUGUGGAUGGAGGAUACGCCAGCAAUGUACCUGCUUUCCUCACUAAACUCUGGACUCUUGUGGAAGACCCAGAGACCAAUCAUCUGAUUUGCUGGAGCACUACGGGCACCAGCUUCCAUGUUUUUGACCAGGGCAGAUUUGCCAAAGAGGUUCUGCCCAAAUACUUCAAACACAAUAACAUGGCAAGCUUUGUACGCCAGCUCAACAUGUACGGCUUCAGGAAGGUGGUGAAUAUUGAGCAGAGUGGACUGGUGAAACCCGAGCGAGAUGACACCGAGUUCCAGCACCUCUAUUUCCUCCAGGGCCACGAGCAUCUGCUUGAGCACAUUAAGCGCAAGGUGUCAAUAGUGAAGAGCGAGGAUACCAAAGUUCGGCAGGAGGACUUGAGUAAGCUGUUGUAUGAGGUGCAGGUGCUUCGCAGCCAACAAGAGAACAUGGAGAUGCAGAUGCAGGAUAUGAAACAGCAGAAUGACGUUCUCUGGAGAGAGGUGGUGUCAUUGAGGCAGAAUCAAACACAGCAGCAGAAAGUCAUGAAUAAGCUGAUUCAGUUCCUGUUCAGCCAGAUGCAAUCCAACACUCCCAGUACUUUGGGAAUGAAGAGAAAGCUUCCUCUCAUGCUGGAUGAUGGCUGCUCCACCCCUCCUGCCUCAAAAUUCAGCCAUAGCCACUCCACAGAGUCCUUGCAAGAAUCUUUCUAUAUCCAGUCGCCAUCCACAGAAAGUGCAUCCUGCUCUACUAGCAAUGUGAUGACAAGAGGGCCAAUAAUCUCUGAUGUCACUGAAAUCUCACAGUCCAGCACCAUGGCUUUACAAAUGGAGGCAGAGGAAUCUAGAGAAAAGUGUCUGAUGCUGAUUAAGGAAGAGCCGGUGAGUCCUGGGGUGCAGGGACGAGGAGAGGGUGUACCACUUGGCUCCUGUGAGGUGUGCGCUGAACCCCCCGUCCUCCCUGUUGCCAUGGUACAGUCCGUCCUAGAGGGCCGAGGAUCUAAUUUGGGAGAGAGAAGGGCCAAAAGAUCAAUGCUGGAGAGACCAGAGAUUCCUGAGGGUGUGGAGAAUGUUGACAUGAGUCUGGAGGAUUUACAGCUGCUUCUGAGGAGUCACCAGCAGAGCAUGGAAACCAGUGCUGCAGCAAUGGAUCCCUUCACAUUUAGUCUGUCUUUGAACGAGUGGAACUUUACAGAAAUGGACCCAAACCUGAAAUCAGAGCUGGCUAAUGCCCUCAUCCCUGCUGCUGUGUCACAGUACAUGUUUCAGGGCCAGGAGGGGGAGACGUACCCCACCGCUGGCUAUGAGGAGCAGUGAAGCCCUGAUAUGACAGCCAGCACAGAUCUCUCCUGAGAGUGAGCAGAGUGAUCCGUUUGAAAGCAUGCCACUUGGAGUGUACAUUGUCUCAACAUCGGAAGAGAAGGCUCAAAUUUAUCUGACUAGUAGAUGUGGAGGUGAUAUACAGUAUAAAGUAAACAUGCUGACCAGCCCUUUGUGAAGAUUCACUUAGUUGGCCAUUGGCGGAAGGUGCAUAUUUACAAAAACAUUUGGAGCAAUUCAACUCUUUGGGGAUGGAAUAUUUACGAUAAUCCUUUCUCAAAACCUAGAAGGAGUUCAGGCUCAGAUCUCAAUCAAGAUCAUUUUGAAGAUAUUUUUCUCAUGAUAUAACCCAUCCUAAGUAAACUUCUAUUGCCAAGGAAAAGGCAAUAUUAAGCAUUUCCCUCCCCAACAACUACAAUGCAGGCGAACUAUAUGAAAUAUGACAAAUCAUUGUGGCCCAAGUUUGAAUGCACUUUAGUCUGUGUGUUGAAGUUUCUGCUUUGUGGAGCUGUGAUUUCAUUUUCUCUCAAAUGUAACUGUAAAAAAAAAGAUAUAUAUAUUUAGUUCAAAUUGAUAUUAUAACAAAGCGCACACUUGUAUUUCAAUAUAUAUUUGAAGACAUAUAAAAAGUGCUGGUUUAAUCAUAUUUUGUAUGUAUUACGGUAAUGUGAGAGGUCUAGGGGUAAAAAAGUAGAUCUCGCAGAAAGAAAACUGAAACGAUGCACUGCUUUUUGCACAAUUUAGUGUCUUUUUCUUAAUAAUAGUCUAGUAUCUGAAAUAUAUUAUUAAGACAUCAAGUAUAUUUGUUUCAUUUUAUCCUUUAGUUGAUCGACUAGCCUUUCAGAAUUUACAGCUGUCUUUGAUACACUUAUGAUAUAUUGUGUGAUAUUUGCCCUUAUUUGAUAUAAAUGUAUUGACCACACUGGUUAGAUGCAAACGAAGACAGAAACAGCAAUUCUUAAUGCCUUUGGAGAUAAGCACUAUAAUUACGUAAUAUGUAUGUUUUAAUUAUUAUUUAUAUUCUAAAUUGACAUUUUCAGUUGAAAUGAGAUCUAACAAUGAUAGUGCCUUUGGCUUUAGGUAAGAAUGUGUUUAUUUUUCCUGCCAAACCUCAUAUAAUGAAGGCAAAUCACAACAAAAACACAACAUACAAUAACAUUUCAGAGGCCAUAAUGCACUUUGUUAUCACAGGGCAGCCAUGUAGCAAUGCAGAAUACCCCAGAUCUCUUACAAAUGUGUUGAAUUUUAAGUGCAGUACUGCUGCAUUUAUUUAUGAUUUCCCCCAAAAAAGUAAUUUUGCUGCAUUGAUUUGUAUGAUUUUUCAAGGAUGCAACAACUAAUAAUGAUUUAGAUGGGAACUAUGAUGGAAUAAAAUAAAUUGCACUAAGGAUGAUAACUGUAUUAGAAAUAGUGUUUAUUCAGUGUUUGUUUAUACUCUUAUUUUUUCCACUAUUCCCUACUAAAGAGCAAUAAUUAAAUGGUUUAUUUUGAGAAGGGUGCUUUUUCACAUAGGUUGCAAGUCUU
Molecule: messenger RNA, 3023 nt
Organism: Sinocyclocheilus grahami
Lineage: Eukaryota; Metazoa; Chordata; Actinopteri; Cypriniformes; Cyprinidae
Product: heat shock factor protein 1-like
Exons: 13
Coding region: 171-1496 (441 amino acids)
Biological process (GO): regulation of DNA-templated transcription
Molecular function (GO): DNA-binding transcription factor activity; sequence-specific DNA binding
Source: RefSeq, a predicted model, not a curated record